Molecule: messenger RNA, 3466 nt
Organism: Notolabrus celidotus (New Zealand spotty)
Lineage: Eukaryota; Metazoa; Chordata; Actinopteri; Labriformes; Labridae
Gene: dclre1a
Product: DNA cross-link repair 1A (PSO2 homolog, S. cerevisiae)
Exons: 9
Coding region: 252-2999 (915 amino acids)
Biological process (GO): double-strand break repair via nonhomologous end joining; protection from non-homologous end joining at telomere; interstrand cross-link repair
Molecular function (GO): 5'-3' DNA exonuclease activity; damaged DNA binding
Source: RefSeq, a predicted model, not a curated record
GGCGGUAUGGUCAAGAUGCAUUCGUUAGCCUUACAGUAUGAAGCUGUGGAGGACAUUAGAAAUAUGUCUUAUUAUUGACUUUGAAUAAUUAACUCGCAUAAAUAUGUCACCUCGUAUUAUAGAGACAUAUUCCAUACUCGUUAAUGUUCUGUAUCGUAUACUGUUUUCGACACACUGGAGGAGUUACCAAACAUCUAUCCCCUUGUAGUAACCAGGUUGUUGGGUAACCUGUGGGACUUCUUUUUCCUCCAAUGUCACAGGAGAAGGAGGACUCUGAAAAUGACAUUUGGGAGUAUAAACCUCUGGAGAAGAAAAAGAAGAGACAAGAUUCACCGUCUGCGACUGAAGGCGUCACUAAAAGAAGAUGUACUGCAAGAAAAGCCAACAAGAAAGACACUUCUUUUUCAGCCAAGUCACGUGAGAAGUCAAACAAGGCAGCAGAAAGUGGGGAUUGUAGUGCUUAUAUUGACAGCUUAGAGGCAAAUAAUGUUCCCUCACACUCAUUUUCUGCUCAUGAGACUGUACAAGCUGCACAGUCCCCCAGUGCUGCUGAGGGGUCCUCCCUAAGUGACUUCUGCCCCAUGUGUCAGAUGCCCUUUUCCAUUCUGGUGGUACAGACUCAAAGAUGGCAUGUUGCUGAAUGUCUGGACACCACCAGGGACAACUGUGAAGAAUGUCCAGAUGGCAUCCAGUGCUCCUCCACCAUUCCAAACCAUUAUAAGAAAUUCAACCACACGAUCCUCGCCCACGGCCGAGCCAACAAUGACACAGCACUCCUUAGUCUGUCCCAGCAGGCAGAGAGUAACCUCAGUCAUUCCCAAGGAUUGAUACAAAACAAUGAGGAAGGCUCUGUUUUGGAGUCUUCACAGGAUAGUUCUCACAGUCUUCCUGCCUUGUUUAAUUGUAACACUUCCACUCACAAUAAUCACACUCCAUCUAAACGUAAAAACGGCCUUCUGUUACUGCGCUCACCUGGCCCAGAGGAUUUUAAGAAAAAGAAAGGCUGGUCCAGCUUGACAAAGAGCCAGAAGUCAGUCAGUUCUUCCCAAGAAACUAGAACUGAGCUUUCCUCCACCCCUGUAAAAGAAGAGAGUGGAUCUCAAGCUUGUGAACAUUUACCUAAAAGUGAACCAUCUCCUGACAUGGAGGAUUUUAUAUCAUUUUCUCCACUUUCUGAGCUCCCUGUAGAGACUGAAGACAAAAUAAGCGAAUGUAGAAAAUCCCUCUUUGGUUGUGAUGUGUCUGAAAAUGAGACUAAAGACUCAGUGGAGCUGUUCAGUGAUGGUUUCUCAAGUGAAGAUGAGCUCCUCACUGAUUUUAUAGAUAAUCUGGAGUCCAAAAAUGUGCAGGUAAAGGAGCCUACUUCCUUAAACACCCAGCUGGAGUCAGUUACCUCAUUAGCACCCACCAAUCAGAUGGCUUCCUCUUCUUGCACAGGUGGAAAAGAAGCUCUCAGUGGAUCCACCAGUGCCAUCAAGAGUAGCAUUCAGUCCCCACAAAGUAUUGUUUUAGAGCGCCUGAGGGAAACCAUUCUCAACUCAGAUAACCUCCAUUUAAAUGACUGCGACAGCAUCAGUGUUCAAUCAGAGCAAGUACCUUCACAAGCUUCCAGUGUCCAAAAAUCUCAAAGCAUGCCACCUCAGAAGGGUCUGAGCAAGGCAGGUCAGGCCUCAGGUCUAAAGCAGACUGACAUUGGGGUGUUUUUUGGCCUCAAACCGUUAAAGGAGAAGGAGAAAGAGACUGAGAGUGGACCAAAUGGACUCCAAACCAACUUGAAUCCAACAGCUGGACGACAAAGAAAAGAAAGACAAAGAAAAAGUAAGGCUGACACAGCUCCAGAAGCCUCACAGACUGUAAAUAGUGAAAAUGCAAGUGAUGCCCCGGGAGAAUCAGGGAGAGGAAGGAAGGGAGGAUGGAGAAAAGGGUGGAAUAGAGUGAAUGCUGAUGGAGAAGUUCAGAUGCGACGUUGUCCUUUCUACAAGAAAAUUCCAGGAACAAAGUUUGUCAUCGACGCUUUCCAGUAUGGGGAGGUUCCAGGGAUUGCUGCCUACUUUCUCACUCAUUUCCACUCAGACCACUACGGAGGGUUGACCAAGAAAUGGACAUUUCCAAUCUACUGUAACAGAAUAACCGGGAACCUGGUGAAGAGCAAACUGAGAGUGGAGGAGCAGUACAUCCACAUCCUCCCCAUGAACAGCCCAGUCACUGUGGAGGGAGUCAAAGUCAUCCUCCUGGAUGCCAACCAUUGUCCAGGAGCUGCCAUGCUGCUGUUCUUCCUGCCUGAUGGACAGACAGUCCUCCACACUGGCGACUUCAGAGCUGAUCCCUCAAUGGAGAUGUACCCUGAGCUCCUCAGCUGCAGAGUGCAGACGCUCUACCUGGACACUACCUACUGCAGCCCUGAGUACACCUUCCCCAGACAACAAGAAGUCAUCAACUUUGCAGCCACUACAGCCUUUGAGUUGGUGACGCUCAGCCCACGAACCCUGGUGGUGUGUGGGUCCUACUCUGUGGGCAAAGAGAAGGUCUUUCUUGCCCUUGCAGAGGUGCUGGGAUCUAAAGUAUGCCUCUCUAGAGACAAAUACAACACCAUGUGCUGUCUGGAGUCAGAGCAAGUCAAACAACUUAUAACCACUGACGGGAAGGCGGCCCAGGUCCAUGUCCUACCCAUGAUGCAACUCAACUUUAAAAAAUUGCAGGACUACUUGUCACGCUUUUCUUCCCAGUACGACCAGCUGGUGGCUUUUAAACCCACAGGUUGGACUUUCAGCCAGCAGGUGGACUCAGUGGGAGAUAUUCAGCCUCAGAUCAGUGGGAAUGUCUCCAUCUAUGGAGUCCCGUACAGCGAACACAGCAGCUUUCUGGAGUUGAAACGGUUCGUCCAGUGGCUACAGCCCCUUAAGAUCAUCCCAACAGUCAACAUCGGCAACUGGACAAGCAGAAGGGCCAUGGAGAAUUGCUUCAGUGAGUGGAUGAUGGAAACCAAAGCUAAACGGUGACUUAUAUAUCCAAAAACUGUUACCCAAUGCUGCUUGAUGGUUAUCAAAGCAAACCCAGUUAAUCCUCAAUACAUGAAAAGCUGCAUGAUCAUUGGAAACAAACGUGCAUUUCAACACCUCUGAUCUUAUUCCUUUUAUUCAAGUUUGCUUGCUGCAGAGCACUGAGCCUAUAACAUUACUACUCCAUGCAGAGUGACUGGUUGUUAAGCAGCAUGAAAUGCCUCCAUGGUUCUUCAAAUCUAUUAGUAAAUUUUCAGGACACACUCUUGAACAAAUUUAUCACACAAAGUAUUUAACAUUGAUAGUGAUGUAACCACCAAUUGUGUGCUCCGUCAAUUUAACCCUUGUUUAUCAAGACUAUAGUGCAAUUGCUGCUUAAACUGUAUAAUUUAAGAUUAUCUGUACAUUUUUUUCAAUCUAUUAUUAUUUUUAUCCUGGGAAAAUAAAUAUUUUAAAAUUUCUUUUAA